This is a messenger RNA of Gossypium raimondii (Peruvian cotton), 1253 nucleotides long. Its product is annotated as probable uridine nucleosidase 2. Lineage: Eukaryota; Viridiplantae; Streptophyta; Magnoliopsida; Malvales; Malvaceae. The record is from RefSeq and is a predicted model, not a curated record. Gene Ontology annotation, cellular component: cytosol. The transcript has 9 exons. The coding region runs from base 140 to 1123 and encodes 327 amino acids. Gene Ontology annotation, biological process: purine nucleoside catabolic process. Gene Ontology annotation, molecular function: purine nucleosidase activity.
AUCCCAACUACCCCAACUUUACCAUGGUUUCAGGCUUAGCACAAAUUUCCUAAUCUCUUCCUUGCUUUCUCUUUCAAUAAUUUCAGUCUUCCACGGCUUGAGGUUACCACCUAUCAGAGAAGAAAACUCCUAAACGCCAAUGGCGGCAGCAGCAGGAGAACCGAAGAAGAUCAUCAUAGACACUGAUCCUGGCAUCGAUGAUGCUAUGGCGAUAUUUGUGGCUCUGAGGUCUCCUGAAGUGGAGGUCAUCGGACUCACCACUAUUUAUGGCAAUGUCUACACUACUUUGGCCACGAGGAAUGCCUUACAUUUGCUAGAGGUUGCAGACAGGACCGAUAUCCCUGUGGCGGAAGGAUCACAUGUUACCAUCACUUUUUGCACCCAGAAAGGUACAAAACUUCGUAUUGCUGAUUUUGUCCAUGGUGCUGAUGGGCUUGGCAAUCAAAAUUUCCCUCCACCUGAAGGAAAGCCUAUUGACAUGUCAGCUACUGAUUUCCUUGUUGAGCAAGCAAACCUCUAUCCUGGGAAGGUCACUGUGGUGGCAUUGGGGCCCCUAACAAAUAUUGCACUGGCUAUUCAACAAGAUUCAUCAUUUGUUAAAAACAUUGGGCAAAUUGUUCUUCUUGGUGGUGCUUUUGCAGUAAAUGGAAAUGUGAAUCCAGCAGCCGAGGCCAAUAUCUUUGGUGAUCCAGAUGCUGCAGAUAUUGUGUUCACAAGUGGAGCAGAUGUUUUGGCUGUAGGGAUAAAUGUAACUCAUCAAGUAAUUUUGACAGAUUCUGACCGAGAAACAUUGGCUAGUUCAAAUGGAAAAUUUGCUCAGUACUUGUUGAAGAUACUAGAGGUGUACUUCAAUUAUCAUCAUGAUGCAUACAGCACAAAAGGUGUGUACCUUCAUGAUCCAACAGCCAUGCUUGCAGCCAUUAAUCCUUCACUUAUCACCUACGUGGAGGGUGCUGUCAGAGUUCAAACAAAUGGCAUCACACGGGGACUAACACUAUUAUACAACAAGCAGAAGAGGUUUGCUGAAAUUACGGAGUGGUCCGAUCAACCAUCGGUGAAGGUGGCGGUCACAGUUGAUGCACCUGCUGUUCUCAAAUUGGUUCUGGAGAGGUUGAUGGAAUGAUGAUGAGGAUGGUUGUAUUGUGUAAUCAGUGUGAAUGUUUUUUUAAGACCGUAUCAGCUUUGUCAGUGGACUAAUUUGUUCUGUUACGGUAGCUGUUAUUGUUUCAAUAAAAGGUAAUAAUUUUAUGCUA